CGACCAUCAAUCGAGAAUCAGUUGGCAAGCCGUGCGGUUCGUUCGGUUUCGCUCGCGUGCUUGGGAAAAGCAAAGGAAAAGCACAAGGCAGAAAUCAGAGGAAAAGCAGAGGAGCUGGUGCUGUGUCGCCACUUGGAGCGACAGUUCCAAAAAAUCUGACAACUAUACAAAAAAUACCACAAAAGAAAGAACGCACCUAUACAGACUACAAACUUUUCGAAUAGAUAGAUAGUGCCACAUUUUAUUUAUAAACCCGCCAUAUUUUUGGAUCAAACUUGAGGCGAAAGCGAAAGUGUUCUAGGAAUUCUGUUCUGUGUGUCUUGAGUGCGUCUAGUGUGAAAAUGCCUUUGGCGAAAUUCUAAGGCCCUCGCGUGUCAAAGUCGAAGAAGUAAACAGAUAUACGUAUUGCCCAUCAAAAAUAAAGAAUACCAGAUAUAUCCCGCCACAAUGCCGAGCUUCGGCAGUAAAUUCCUUGCCUGCUUGCUCCUCAGCUCGGUGAUCCUGGUCAGUGGCCAGUUCGAGCACUAUCUGGACAGUUUGCGGGCCAACGAGCUCUACGAGUUCGUGGACGAUGGCUCCUCGGGCAGCCUACAGUUCCUGCCCAAGGGCGACAGCGAGAAGAUCCUGCUCCAGCUGGAGCAGCCCGUCCACUUCUACGGAGAGCAAUACGAGCAGAUAUAUAUAAAUACCAAUGGUAUCCUGACAUUCAAUGCGGAGUUCACGGACUAUCUGAACCAGCCCUUCCCGCUGGAGUAUCCCUCGAUAGCCGCCUUCUACUCCAAUGUGGAUACCUCUAAUAGUGACGACUUUACAUCCAUUUCGCUCUUUGAGACCAAGGAGCAAUCCACCCUGGAAAAGGCCUCCUCGCUGGUUCGGUAUGCUUUCAGCAGCCAGCAGGAGUUCGAGGCCCGCCAGGUGAUCGUGGCAACGUGGCGCAAUGUGGGCUACUUCGACUCCAAGACGGAUCGUCUGAACACCUUCCAGGUGGCCCUCCUUCUCGGAGAGCAGCAGACCUUCGUGCAAUUCAUUUACCCGGAGGGCGGCCUCAACUGGUUGCAGGGCGAGUCCGCCGCCCGUGGUCUUCCAGAUAUCCGUGCCCAGGCCGGGUUUGUUGCCGAGGACGGUCGUUACUAUAAUCUGAAUGGUUCGGGAUCGGAGAACGCCCGUUUCCUGAGCGAGAGCACUAACCUGGGUGUGCCCGGAGUAUGGCUUUUCGAGGUGGCUCCCAUUGAGCCUGGACAGAAUGUUAAGACCCCGGACAAUGCCGAGACCCUCACGGAGUCACCGGCUCUGGCCCAGAGCUGCCAGUCCAGCGCGCACCAGUGCCAUGAGAAGGCCCAAUGCCACGACAAGUCCGAGGGCUACUGCUGCGUCUGUGAGCCUGGAUUCUACGGCAACGGCAAGUCCUGCCUCGCCAACGGACUGCCCAUCCGAGUGAUUGGAACGCUGACCGGAGAACUGAACCAUCGGCCGGUGGAAGAGCAGGCCCAGUUGCAGUCGUAUGUGGUCACCACUGAUGCCAGGUCCUUCACCACCAUCAACCCCCUGGAACCGGAACUGGGUGCCCAGUUGCGUCUGGUGCUCCCUCUCCUGACCACCGUUCCCUGGCUUUUUGCCAAGUCGGUGGGUGGUGCUGUCAAUGGCUACCAGCUGACUGGUGGAGUCUACAGCCAUGUCUCCCGCAUUCAGUUCGAUUCGGGAGAGUCGCUUUUGGUGAACCAGACCUUCGAGGGCCUCAACUACUGGGACCAGCUGUCUGUGAAGAUCGAACUAUACGGUGAAGUGCCCACCGUGCCCGCAGAUGCUCCCCUCCAGCUGGCCGACUACGUGGACGAGUACCGCUUCGUGCGUCCCGGAGAAGUGCGAUCGGUGAGGUCGCACCAACUGACCCUGACCGAAGAGCAGCGGGUUAUUGGAUUGCAGGUGGACCAGCGCAUCCUGUACACCAGUUGUCUGCGUGACGACGAAUCCGAUCCCACCGAGACAGUUGCGUUCCAGAAGAUCUCCAACGUUGUUUUGGACUACAUCCCCGGGGACGAAGCCUUAAGGAUUAGUGCCAACAGCAAGGUGGGAGUGGAUGCGGAGUCCAAUGCCUGCACCGAUGGCACUGCCGAAUGCGUGGAGAACUCCGUGUGCGUUCCCCAGGACGACUCCUUCAGAUGUGACUGCCAUCAUGGAUUCGCGGCUCAGCUGGAUGAUCGUGGCCUGGAGAUCUGCGUAGACAUUGACGAGUGUGCCCUGGGCACCCAUGUCUGUGACGAGAACGCCUCUUGUGAGAACACCGAGGGAGGAUUCAACUGCUACUGUGCUGAAGGAUUCAGCGGCAAUGGCUACAGAUGCGAUAGCAACAACACGGCUGAUAACAUUGAAUACCCCACACCUCCAACUCAGGAUGAGAAUCCCAAUCCCAGCCCCGACCCCAUUCCCUAUCCUUACCCCGAUCAGCGACCUGAUCAGGGACAAGAACAGGAACAGCCCCAGCCGGAACCUUAUCCUUAUCCUGGCGAGGAUGAGCAGGUGCCCCAUCGUCCCGAUGAGUGUUAUCGCUGCUCCAAGGAUGCAAACUGCUAUGGAGGACGUUGCUUCUGCCACGAUGGCUUCUCCGGCGACGGCUACAAUUGUGAAAACAUCUGCGGGCAAGAGCAGGUCUGGGAGAACGGACGCUGCGAGCCUCUGUACCUGGACAAACACGACCUGGAGCCCAGUUGCGACUUGUUUGGAGAAUGCCGUUGCCCGGACGGAUAUGAGCUCUCCGAGGAUAACCAGCGCUGUGUCUAUGCCCAGGACUUUGACAUUGAAAAGAAUGGAGAACUGAUUCCUUGCGAUGUGGAUGCCAAUUGCCACAUUAAUGCCACUUGCAACUGGUAUGAACACGAAUUGCGUCACAUUUGCACCUGUUCUUCUGGCUUCAGUGGCGAUGGUUACACCUGCGAGCCCAUUGACGACUCCUGCGCCAUUAGACCCGAUAUCUGUGAUGCGCAUGCCACUUGCGAGUACAACGAGCAGCUGGGAAAGUCCGAGUGCCAGUGUAAUCGGGGAUACGAGGGUGAUGGCUUCCGUUGCCAACUCGCUGCCGAGUGCGAGGCCAAUGAGCACUGCGGGGAGAAUGCCUUCUGCGAUGGCGGAGUGUGCCAGUGCCAGCCGGAAUUCGAGCGGGAUGUGAGCGAUCGAUGUGUUCCGGCCGGACGUUGUGGCAGUGUCUUCUGCGGAUCGAAUGCCAUCUGCAAGUGGGACGCCGAGCAGGGUGUCCAGUACUGCGACUGCCUGGAGGGCUAUCAGGGAGACGCCCUGGUGGGAUGCGUCAGCAAGCCCAUUCCCUGCAACCUGCGAAACACCUGCGGCAUCCACGCCACUUGCGAGCCCACAGAGGACCCUGCCCACUACGAGUGCCAGUGCAUUGCCGGUUACAAUGGCGACGGCUACGUGUGCAUCGAGGAGCAGAACUGCCUGAAUAACCCCACGCUCUGCGAUCUGAAUGCCCAGUGUCGGUCCACCAACGCCGGUCUGGUCUGCGUCUGCAAUCAAGGAUUCUAUGGCAAUGGCUCGGUGUGCCUGGAGCGCCAACAACACGAGUCGGACUUCCUGCUGGUCAGCCAGGGAGUGGUCAUCGUACGAGUUCCCCUGAACGGACGCCAGGUUCUGCCCAUUGCAGUGGCCUCCAUGGCCAUUGGCUUGGACAAGGACUGUGUGGAGGGUCGUGUCUACUGGGGCGAGAUUACCACCAAGAAGAUUGUGAGCGCCAAGUACAAUGGCUCUGAUAUUCGUCCCUUCAUUGCCACCGAUAUUGAGUCGCCUGAGGGUAUUGCCAUUGAUGUGGUCUCCCGUCGUCUGUACUGGACAGAUUCGGUGAAGGACACCAUCGAGGUGGCCAGCCUGGACGAUCCUUCCUUGAGGGCAGUGAUCAUAAACAAGCAGUUGGUGAACCCACGAGGCAUUGCCGUGGAUCCCUAUAGGGAAAAACUCUUCUGGUCGGAUUGGGAUCGCUCGGCGCCCAAGAUCGAAAUGUCCAACCUGGAUGGCACCGAAAGGCAACUGUUGUUGGGCCACGAUUCGGUGACCCUGCCCAACUCGCUGGUGGUGCUCGAGAACUCAGGAGAACUGUGCUACGCUGAUGCCGGCACCAAGAAGGUGGAGUGCAUCCAGCCCCAGAAUGGCCAGACUCGCACCAUCUCCAACGAGCUGUCCUAUCCCUUCGGACUUACCUUCACUCACGAUCAGUUCUACUGGACGGACUGGUCCACUAAGAAACUGGAGAGCGUGGACAGCCUGGGCACUCGGCAGAAGGCCAUCCAGACCCCGUCCUUUGGCAGCCACAAGAUGUACGGCAUGACGUCCGUGGAGCAGAACUGCCCGCAGUACCAGAGUCCCUGCCAGAUCAACAACGGAGGUUGCACGGAUGCCAGGCUGUGCCUGGUGAACCGCCUUGCCCCCUCCGGCAAGAGCUGCAAGUGCACCAGUGCCUCCACCACUUGCAACCUGCCCACGGCCUAUCCCGGCUACUAAGUCUACCUUUAAUGCAAAACUGAAAUUAUUUUUCGAUACGUAUACAAUCGCACAAGAAUACAAAAGCAAGCUAAGAAUUCUUCAAGUUAACCACAAAGGAAGGGGCGAGAGCACAGUAACUUAACUUAACUAAUUUAAAAUAACUAACUAGGAAUGCCUGUGUGCCAUUUUAUGUAAAGCAACCCAGAGAGGAAUAAUUAAUAAAGAAAAACAGGCC
Molecule: messenger RNA, 4720 nt
Organism: Drosophila bipectinata
Lineage: Eukaryota; Metazoa; Arthropoda; Insecta; Diptera; Drosophilidae
Gene: Ndg
Product: Nidogen
Biological process (GO): cell-matrix adhesion
Molecular function (GO): calcium ion binding
Source: RefSeq, a predicted model, not a curated record